Messenger RNA from Ipomoea triloba (trilobed morning glory), 3540 nucleotides. RefSeq lists its product as uncharacterized. The record is from RefSeq and is a predicted model, not a curated record. Gene Ontology annotation, molecular function: catalytic activity. Bases 1 to 3540 code for a protein of 1179 amino acids. Lineage: Eukaryota; Viridiplantae; Streptophyta; Magnoliopsida; Solanales; Convolvulaceae. The transcript is spliced from 3 exons.
AUGGGAUUUGAAGGUUUGUUGUGUGUGGAUAGAGUUGCAAUGGGAGGUGGUCUUGCUUUGCUGUGGCGUGACUCAGAUGCUGCUACGCUAAUGAGCUAUUCGAAUAAUUAUAUUGAUAUUACAGUAACGCUUCCGGGAGAGACUCCUUGGCGACUGACAUGUUUUUAUGGCUACCCGGAGAGGUCUCGAAGACAACAUACUUGGGAUUUACUUCGGGAGUUAAAGUCUCGUUCUAAUUUACCUUGGAUUGUGAUUGGAGAUUUUAACGAUAUUGCUAGUCAUGCUAAAAAGAGAGGGUCUGUUAACCACCUGGACAAUCUGAUUAGAGGUUUUAAUGAAGUGCUACAGGAUUGUGAGUUGUUUGACCUUGAUCCUCAAUGUCGUGAAGUGGUGGAAACCUCAUGGUUUCAAACGCUAGGAGGUGAUUUCCAGUACCGGUUAAAUUCAUGCAGUCAAGCACUCUGGAAGUGGGGUAGUGAACAUUUUAGAAAGUUUGGGAAAAAGGUGCAACAGCUAAGGGAGAAACUUGAGGCACUUCGAAAUUGCAGUUGCAUGCGUGACGUCGAGCAGUACCACAAUGUCGAAAGAGAGCUUUCCACUUUGCUCGCUCAAGAAGAACUGUAUUGGCGGCAGAGGUCAAAACAACUGUGGCUCAAGGAAGGUGACCAAAAUACCAAAUACUUCCACCAAUUUGCAAGUCAGAGGCGACGAUCCAAUCAAUUACGUCGACUUAAAAGAACGUCUGGGCAGUGGGUGGAAGGGACUGACAUGCACGCUGAAAUUAUGUCCUAUUAUAACUUUAUAUUUCAAAAGUCCGGUUGCAAUCCUGAGCUUCUUCAUAGAAUUCCAGGUCGUGUCACGCAUGAGAUGAAUACGGCUUUGUUACGCCCUAUUGAGCCAGAGGAGGUUAAGAACGCUGUUUUUUCAAUGGCUCCAGACAAGGCCCCGGGCCCAGAUGGAAUGACUCCUGCUUUCUACCAAUCUUUUUGGUCGGUUGUAGGAUCUGACCUUAUCAAUUUUGUAACGAGCUGUUUUGCUAAUUGUGUUUUUCCCCCGGGGGCUAAUGAUAUAAAUGUGGUACUCAUUCCUAAAAAGAAUAUCCCGGAGCGUGUUACCGACUUGAGGCCGAUUGCCCUUUGCAAUGUUGCAUAUAAAGUCAUCGCCAAAGUCCUUGCCAACCGAAUGAAGGAUUAUUUGGACACUAUUAUAUCACCGCCCCAAAGUGCAUUCAUCCCUGACAGGUUAAUCACUGAUAACAUUAUCGUUGCUGGGGAAGUUGGCCAUUUUCUUAAGCGGAAACGAGUGGGAAAUAUGGGCUGGGCGGCGCUCAAAUUGGACAUGGCAAAGGCGUACGACAGGAUGGAGUGGGACUUUCUUAAGGGCAUGCUAUCUGCUCUAGGUUUUGCACGUGAAUGGGUGGACUUAAUAAUGUUGUGCGUGUCUACAGUUAGAUACGAGAUUUUGGUAAAUGGCCAGCCUGUGGGUGCAGUUACUCCAACCCGUGGAAUUCGACAAGGGGAUCCUCUAUCUCCUUACUUGUUUAUAAUCUGUGCAGAAGGAUUAUCUAUGCUUUUACAGCAACAGGAAGCCAGGGGUUUAAUGCAUGGUGUGAGAGUGGCUCGGGGAGCUCCUACUGUCUGGCACCUUUUCUUCGCAGAUGACAGUCUUCUUUUUUUCCGGGCAGAUACAAAUGAAGCUCAGGAGGUAAAGAGAUGUUUGGAUUUGUAUUGUGCUUCAUCGGGCCAAUUAGUGAAUUAUGAUAAAUCCAGUAUCACUUUCAGUGUUAAUACAGUACCGGUCAUGUGUACUCAGGUAGCGGGGAUUUUUGGUGUUCAGCAGACCGCGGAUUUUGGUCGCUAUCUUGGCUUCCCUUCCUUUAUUGGGCGGAACAAGAAAGCAAUUUUCCGUUAUGUCGAGCAACGUAUGAGGGAUAGAAUUAACAGUUGGCACAAGCGAUUUUUGUCGAAAUCUGGCAAAGAGGUGCUAUUGAAGAGUGUAGCGCAAUCUAUGCCGAUAUUUACAAUGUCUGUGUUUCUGCUACCCUAUGGCAUAUGCGAAUCCAUUGAGCGAAUGAUGAAUCGGUACUGGUGGAGUAAAGGUACGAGCAAUUCAAGAGGUAUGCAUUGGGCUAGUUGGACUCGACUGGCAGCUCCUAAGUCUAUUGGGGGUAUGGGCUUCAAGAGGAUUCAUGAAUUUAACAUUGCUUUGCUUGCUAAACAGGGUUGGCGGCUUUUAGUUAAGCCUGAUUAUCUUGUUAGCAAAUUGCUCAAAGCUAGAUAUUAUCCAUCUGCCUCUUUUCUUGAUGCAACUCUUGGGCAUAAUCCAUCCUAUAUUUGGCGUAGCAUCUUAGCGGGGCAGGUAGUUCUUAGAGACGGGGUUGCUCGUCGUAUUGGUGAUGGGAAAGACACCUUGGUUUGGGAUUGUCCUUGGUUGGCUAAUAGUGUGGAUCCUUACAUCCGUACUGCAUGCAUGAAUGAGCUUCGUGAAACUCAUGUUUCCAAUCUAUUGGAUACUGACGGAACUUGGGAUUUGGAAUUACUGCAUGAUAUUUUUUAUGAACAGGACAUUCCUAGAAUUAUAAGCACACCAAUUUCUCUCACCCAUCGCGAUAUGUGGUACUGGAAAGGAGAUCUCAGGGGUAUUUAUUCUGUUAGGCAUGGUUACCGCCUGCUCACUAAUGGUCUGUUUGCUGAUUAUGAGACUAUGGAUUUCAAGGAGUGGAACAAGCUAUGGAGGUUGAAAACUCCACCUAAGGUGCGAAACCUUUUGUGGCGUGGGUUACGUAAUAUGCUACCUGUACGUGAGAAUCUUCGUAUGAAAGGUAUGGCUGUGAGUAGUAUCUGUCCUCUCUGUUGUGUAGUCCCUGAAACAAUCAACCAUCUUUUCUGGGAUUGUAUAAUUGCAGAUCAGCUUUGGUGCAGCUUUGGUAUAAUGAAAGGUUUGUCGUUUGUGGAGUUGGUGGAAAAAGCUUUGCAUGCGCAUGAGGAAAGACUCCCGAUCACAAUGGCAUCAUGUGUUUGGUCUAUUUGGACAGCCCGUAAUGAUUUACUUUGGAAUGGGAAGAGUUGUGAGGUGGCUGUGUUGAAGAGGAUGGCGAACUCACUGGUUGACUCUUGGCAGCAGGUAUACUCGAACUCAUCUCCCUCAUCUCUGCCUUUGAUCUCUCAACCAGCUAGUUGGAACCCCCCUCCACCUGGAAUGCUGAAAUGUAAUGUUGACGCGACUAUACUGGCUAAUGCAGCAGGUUUUGGAGCAGUCUUACGUGAUCAUGGAGGCCGGUUUAUAGCAGCUUAUGGUGGACUCCUUAAUUGUGCUCUUGAUCCCUAUGCCGCCGAGACAAUGGCUGUGAAUGAAGCUUUAACCUGGCGAUGCCGUAGCCUUGCAAAUGACAUUGGGAACGUGUUGGUUCGCCAUGUCAAGAGGUCAGUGAAUCACGUUGCUCAUGUGCUUGCACGGGCGACUGUUUCUCAAUCUGUCCUUGGAGUUUGGGAGUUUUCCCCACCUGAUUGUAUUUCGAAUUUCUUUGAUGAUCUAAUAUAG